Molecule: messenger RNA, 2063 nt
Organism: Polistes canadensis
Lineage: Eukaryota; Metazoa; Arthropoda; Insecta; Hymenoptera; Vespidae
Product: aurora kinase C-like
Exons: 5
Coding region: 314-1510 (398 amino acids)
Biological process (GO): mitotic spindle organization; regulation of cytokinesis; protein phosphorylation
Cellular component (GO): spindle midzone; spindle microtubule; chromosome passenger complex
Molecular function (GO): ATP binding; protein kinase activity
Source: RefSeq, a predicted model, not a curated record
ACAGAAGUAUUUCUAAGCUAAGAAAGAUUGGUCGUGGCCGAUAAUUUGCGAAUGUCGUGAAUAUACACAAACAACUGAAUAAGUGUAUUUAACACUAAUGAUCGUUUGGUACGUUUAAUUAUAAGACAUUUUAAUUUAUUCAUUAGAAAUGAUAUUGUUUUGCUAAGAAGAAUUAACUUGGACGUUAUCAUUAGUUAAAUUUUGUUCUAUGUGUUAUAUUUUGUACACAUUUUAUAUUAAUUCACUAUUCUUUUUAUUUUAAGAGAAAGAGAAAGAUAAUUUACUUUUUUAAUUAAGUAUUAGUUUUCUAAGGAUGCUGAAAGGAAAAGAAAAUAAUAUUCAAACAAAUUCGACUACCAAUCAAUUAGAUGACAAACUACAAGUUAAUAAUUUAAAACGAUUGAGAAUUGUAAAUACCACAAACUUAGUAUUGAAGAACAAUCAAGAUAUUAAAAAAACUGAUAAUAGAGUUGUGCAAUAUGAUAAAACUGAUACAACUAAAAAUAAUCAAAACCAUAUUUCCAAACAAUUGUCUAAGAAACCUCCUUCUGCGUCUGAGUCAACUGAAGUAAAACUUCAAGAUAACUGUGAUAAUGCUACUAGUAAUAAUAAUGACAAAAAAGAUGUUGUGACUGCGAAUAAUACUGAACAGAAUGAUGCGAAUAAUAAAAGUAAUAAAAAGAAAUGGGUGCUUACGGAUUUUGACAUAGGACGUCCUCUUGGUAAAGGAAAAUUUGGAAAUGUUUAUCUUGCUAGGGAAAAAAAAUCUAAAUUUAUUAUAGCGAUGAAAGUAUUAUUUAAAGCACAAAUGCAAAAGCAAGGCGUUGAAGACCAAGUUAUGUUGUAUCAAGUGCAAAGAGAAAUUGAAAUACAAACUCACCUAAGACAUCCUAAUAUCUUACGUAUGUAUGGCUAUUUUCAUGAUGAAAAAAGAGUAUAUUUGAUAUUAGAGUAUGCUCCGAAGGGUGAAUUGUAUAAAGAAUUAAAUGCACAGCCUGACAAACGUUUUGACGAUGUUAGAACCGCCACUUACAUGUCGCAAUUAGCUGAUGCUUUAAAGUAUUGUCACAGUAAAAAAGUAAUACAUCGUGAUAUUAAACCAGAAAAUUUAUUGCUCGGUUUAAAAGGUGAAUUAAAAAUGGCUGAUUUUGGUUGGUCUGUUCAUGCACCUUCAUCAAGACGAGAAACGUUAUGUGGUACUCUUGAUUAUAUACCACCAGAAAUGGUAGCUGGAAAGACGUAUAAUCACACCGUAGAUUUGUGGAGCGUGGGAGUACUGUGUUAUGAAUGUUUAGUUGGUAAACCUCCAUUCUAUGCACAGACUUACGAAGAAACAUAUAUGAGAAUUAAAAAAGCUCAAUAUACAUUCCCUGAUUUUGUUAGCGAAGGCGCAAGAGACUUAAUUUCAAAGUUACUAGUUGUUAAUCCAGAAAAAAGACUACAAUUAGAAGAUGUUUUAACUCAUCCUUGGAUAGUGAAAAAUCGCACAACAGAACCCUAUGUGCAGUGAUAACUAUAUUACUUUUAUUUCUAAGACUGUCGCUAUGUUUUAAUAAUCUAAUAAAUGACGGUUGAUCUUUCUUAAUUUAACGGAUAGAUCAAUUGUAUAGAUGAUUUUAUAAUCAAAUUUUAUAACUUAACAAAAUAAAACAUGUAAAUUGCAUUAUUUCAUUUUAUUAGAUAAUAUUUCGACUAUAUAUAGUGAAAUAUUUAUCAAUUGUUUAAUUUCACAAAAAAUUAUUAAUAUGAUUUAUUAUUAUUAACUAUUAUCGGAAUUAUAUAUAUAUAUACAUUACAAAAUAAAAAUUUUAAUGUGGUAUCAAUCAUCUAUUCGCUAGAUAUGUCGUCGAAUAUUAGAAUAAUGAAAUUUAUUUGUGUGAUUACAUUGGACUGAGUACAGAAGAAAGAAAAAGAAAAUUUUAGUACGCAAAAUGAAAAUAUUAUCAUCGUAUAUCUAAUUAUAUAAGACACAUUCCGUUGAUAAAAAGAAAUCAAUCCUUUUCAUUUGUAAGUAUUGUAAAUUGUUUCGGUAUUUUAAUAAUAAUAAAAAAAAUCCAUUUUGU